GACGGAUGUUUGGGGGUGGAUUUUUGCCUUUUUGCCUGAUUGGAGCAUUGGGAUCCUGUCAGGUGUUCUGCUUUUCAGGCUAAAAUGCAUAGUGAAGACAGCUGCUUGAUAUUGGAGCUGUUCUCAGUGGAGGGGCAAAAAGAGACAGAGGCUAAGUAUGCCACGGUACACAGUGCAUGUCCGAGGGGAAUGGCUGGCAGUGCCUUGCCAAGCUGGUACUAACACGAUCAGAUGGCUGGGAGAGGAAGCUGUGAGACGUUACAUGAAAAACAAGCCUGAUAAUGGGGGCUUUGCCUCUGUAGAAGCAGUAAAUUUUUUUGUUCGGAGAUGUAAAGGCCGUGGCUUGUUGGAUCAUGAUGAUGCCGUGGAGGGUGUCCUAGAGGACAAUGAGUUUGUUGAAGUUGUUAUUGAGGGAGAUGCAAUGUCUCCAGAUUAUAUUCCAUCUCAGCCGGAUGAAAUUUAUACAUAUAGCAAAUACCGAGAACCAGGAAAGUAUAUUUCUUUAGAUGGAGACAAUUUGACAACAGAAGACUUGGUCAGUUUGGGGAAGGGGCUCUACAAGAUCAAGCUCACACCUCGAGCUGAAGCUAAAGUCAGACAAUCAAGAGAGGUUAUUGAAAGCAUUGUAAAAGAACAGACAGUUGUUUAUGGAAUCACUACUGGCUUUGGGAAGUUUGCCCGGACUGUCAUUCCAAACAGUAAGCUCAAGGAACUCCAAGUGAAUUUAGUUCGCUCCCAUUCUGCAGGUGUUGGGAAGCCUUUGAGCCCAGAGAGAUCUCGCAUGCUUUUGGCUCUAAGGAUCAAUGUCCUAGCAAAAGGAUACAGUGGGAUAUCCCUGGAAACUCUGCAGCAAGUUAUUGAUGCAUUUAAUGCAUCUUGCCUGCCUUAUAUACCCGAGAAAGGAACAGUUGGAGCCAGUGGAGACUUAGCCCCACUUUCUCAUCUUGCCCUGGGGUUAAUAGGAGAAGGAAAGAUGUGGUCCCCAAAGAGUGGCUGGGCUGAUGCUAAAUAUGUGUUGGAAGCCCAUGGUCUGAAGCCAAUUACCUUGAAACCAAAGGAGGGUCUGGCUCUUAUCAAUGGAACACAGAUGAUCACCUCUCUGGGAUGUGAAGCAGUUGAAAGAGCCAGUGCUAUUGCUAGACAAGCUGACAUAGUGGCUGCGCUUACACUUGAGGUCCUGAAGGGUACAACUAAAGCCUUUGAUACUGAUAUUCAUUCAGUGCGUCCACAUCGGGGGCAGAUGGAGGUGGCUUUCCGAUUUAGAUCGCUUUUGGAUUCGGAUCACCAUCCAUCAGAAAUAGCAGAGAGUCACAGAUUUUGUGACAGAGUCCAGGAUGCAUAUACAAUGCGCUGUUGUCCUCAGGUCCAUGGUGUGGUGAAUGAUACAAUAGCUUUUGUAAAGGGCAUAAUCACAACUGAAAUUAAUAGCGCAACAGACAAUCCUAUGGUUUUUGCUGACAGGGGAGAGACUGUUUCUGGGGGAAAUUUUCAUGGUGAAUACCCUGCAAAGGCUCUGGACUACCUGGCGAUCGGUGUUCAUGAACUAGCUGCAAUUAGUGAAAGGAGAAUUGAAAGACUCUGCAACCCCUCACUCAGUGAGCUGCCUGCCUUUCUUGUCACUGAAGGUGGUCUGAACUCUGGUUUCAUGAUUGCACACUGCACAGCUGCAGCCCUGGUUUCUGAGAAUAAAGCCUUGUGCCACCCCUCUUCUGUGGAUUCUCUCUCAACCAGUGCUGCUACAGAGGAUCAUGUGUCCAUGGGAGGAUGGGCUGCAAGAAAAGCCUUGAGAGUUAUUGAACAUGUUGAACAAGUGUUGGCAAUUGAACUUCUUGCAGCCUGCCAGGGCAUUGAGUUUCUACGCCCCUUGAAAACAACUACCCCAUUGGAGAAAGUCUAUGACCUUGUGCGCUCUGUUGUAAGGCCUUGGAUGAAGGAUCGCUUCAUGGCUCCAGACAUUGAGGUGACUCACAGGCUCCUUGUAGACCAAGAGGUUUGGAAAGUAGCUGAACCUUACAUUGAGAAAUACAAAAGAGAACAUAUUCCUGAAUCAAGACCCACUUCACCUACAGCUUUUUCCUUGGGUUCCUUGAUGGUAAAUGAUAAAUGUGUUGAGCAGGAGGAUAAUGAUGUUCAGGAAAAGCUUUAAACAUUCAGUUAAGUCUGAUAUAGAGAAACAUUCCUUCCAAUGCUUCCUUUGAGGGACAUUAUUUCAUGCCCCCAGAAAAAUCAUAUUUAUGUCAACGAAUUGAUUGAAAAUCUGUGGAUGACUGAGAAAUUAUUUGCCAGUUUCCCCACCUGUAAUAAAGCAGUGUGGCGUUAUAGAGUGGUUUAAGUUGAAUAGGACGUAUUGCAACAACAAAACUUAAAACGGUUGGCUAAAUUAAAACAUAUUUGUAAAACUGAUGAUUUCAGGGGACUUGCAUCUACCUGUUCCAGCUCUGAAUUUGGACAAAUGAGAUUAAAGAUGGUACAAUUGGUUUCAGUAGCAAUAUGCCAAACCCUACAGUACUUGCCUGGGUAAAACUUCUGUGAAAGUCAAUGGGAUCUUAGUUGAAGUGCUGUGUGAUUUGGGUUAAUGCUUUUAUUUACUAUGUAUAAAUAUAGGUGGAACACACUUCUUCAUAUUAUGUAGUUGGUAACUAUAAUUGCAGAAUUUUAUUGGGUUACCACUUUCUUACUGAUUGAAUGUUAUUUAAAUAAAAAUAAGUUCUUCCUGUGAA
Alligator sinensis (Chinese alligator) is the source of this 2720-nucleotide messenger RNA. RefSeq names its product histidine ammonia-lyase. Gene Ontology annotation, molecular function: histidine ammonia-lyase activity. Bases 158 to 2146 code for a protein of 662 amino acids. Gene Ontology annotation, cellular component: cytoplasm. NCBI's taxonomy places the organism in Eukaryota, Metazoa, Chordata, Crocodylia, Alligatoridae. The record is from RefSeq and is a predicted model, not a curated record. The transcript is spliced from 20 exons. Gene Ontology annotation, biological process: L-histidine catabolic process.